This is a messenger RNA of Pseudonaja textilis, 2814 nucleotides long. It is a transcript of the gene PTAR1, whose product is annotated as protein prenyltransferase alpha subunit repeat containing 1. Lineage: Eukaryota; Metazoa; Chordata; Lepidosauria; Squamata; Elapidae. Gene Ontology annotation, biological process: protein prenylation. The record is from RefSeq and is a predicted model, not a curated record. Gene Ontology annotation, cellular component: cytoplasm. Gene Ontology annotation, molecular function: protein prenyltransferase activity.
CUUCCUAUGCGGGACGGCGGCAGGAGCAGCAGCAGCAGCGAGGGCGCUGCUACCGGUCGUAAGCUACGGUGGCAGCAGCCCGAAGAUGGCCGAGUCCCCGGAGGAGGUGGCCGUGCUGGUGCAGCGGGUGGUGAAGGACAUCAACAGCGCCUUCAAGCGCAACCCGCACAUAGAUGAAAUUGGAUUAAUCCCGUGCCCCGAAGCCAGAUAUAAUCGAAGCCCAAUAGUUCUGGUUGAAAAUAAACUUGGAGUGGAAAGCUGGUGUGUCAAAUUUCUUUUGCCUUAUGUUCAUAACAAGCUUCUUCACUACAAACUAAGAAAGCAGUGGUUCAACAAAGAAGAAUUGAUAGAUAUCACGUGUACCUUGUUGUUGCUGAACCCAGAUUUCACUACAGCAUGGAAUGUAAGAAAAGAAUUGAUAUUGUCUGGCACUUUAAACCCCAUUAAAGACUUACAUCUUGGGAAAUUAGCACUAACUAAGUUUCCAAAAAGUCCAGAAACAUGGAUUCAUAGACGAUGGGUUCUGCAACAUUUACUCCAGGAAAACUCCUUGCCCACUCUUGUGACUAAAGGGAACUUAGAAGCAUUACCCACAGAAAAAAUACAGCGGCUGGUGAAAGAAGAAAUGGAUGUUUGUUGUGACGCUGCUGGACGAUAUCCAAGUAAUUAUAAUGCCUGGUCCCAUCGUAUCUGGGUGUUACAGAAUUUGGCAAAGCUCAAUACAAAGAUUCUUCUUGAUGAACUUUCUUCCACUAAACACUGGGUCUCCAUACAUGUUUCCGACCAUAGUGGAUUCCACUACCGUCAGUUUCUAUUAAAAUCUUUGAUAGUCAGAACUGGGACUGAUUGUAUUAUAAAGUUAUUUGAUCACCCAGCCAAUCAACAAACAUCCUGUUUUCCAAAAGAUGAAGCAGAUGAAGAUGCAGAAGCUUUUUGCAUGGAAAAGCAACUGCCAGAUCACUCGUUGUAUCUGAAAGAGGAAAUAGAGCUCUGCACUGAUUUAAUUAACACUUAUCCAGGACAUGAAACAUUGUGGUAUCACAGACGUCAAGUCUUCUACCUUCAACACCACUUAAAGAAGUGUCCAAUUCCAAACAUCUGGUCAUCAACUUCAAACAAUAGUGAUGGAACAGUUAAUAAUUCACUUCCCCAUGUUACAACUGGCCAUACCACACAAGACAUGGAUGUUGACUGCUUAACGGAAUGCAACAAACAAGGCUACAGUCAAGAAACCAAGCGCCUGAAGCGUGCUCCUAUGCAGGACUGUAUCAACGUGGAAGAAGAAUAUAAGUUCAUUGAUCACGUUUUGUCUACGUGUAAGGAGGAGGAUCAGGCAAGGUUUGCAAGUUCAUAUAGAAAAUGGCUAGUUUCUUUUCUAGGCCAGUGAAGAUCUUUUAAAACUCUUUAGGGUCUUUGUUUAGUGCAAUAUCUUCUUUACAGACAGGUGUACUUAGGACCCCUGGCACUUUUCACCCUUCUGUUAUUCCUGCCACUGCUAAACUUAAUUUGCUGAUGUUGGGUUUAGUUCUAUUUAUAUUUUUAAAAGCCACUUUGUUAAUUUUUAUGGAUCUUUGUAGGAUAGCCCCACCUAAAAAGGAACUGUUUGGUGUUAAUAUAAAUUAAGUGCAAAUUUUAAAGUCACUAAUAUAACUGGAGUAAUAGGAAAACAGAAAGAUAGAUCUACUGGUGAACAAUGAUUUCAUUCCUAAAUACCUCAUCCAUAAUAAAUGCACCUAUUCAAAGUCAUUGGUCAGUGAAAACAGUGGAAAAUCGUUCAGCAUGACAAUGUCAAAAUGGUUUUGAGUACGAGUCUUCAUUUUAUAAUUGCAUUGCAUCACUACUCUUCUGAACUCUUUUUAUUUCACAUUUGAAUUGCUCUGAUAAUCUUACAGUCCGAUGACUUUUUAUUUUUAUUAUAGUGAAAGUGGGAUAUGGUUAUGUGAAAUAGUUUUGUAAAAAAAAAAAAGUCCUAAACUAAAACUAACUAGUUCAAUAUAAGAACUUUGGUAUUUAGGGUUUUUUCUGGCUUUUGUGAAUUUGGAGGCUUUCAUGAAUUUGAAGGUUGGAAGAUAUGGAAAUGUAAGAUGAUGACCAAGGAACAAACUUCUAUCUAAUCAGAUCCCUACCUGCAAUUUUCCUUGGCACAUGCAGAUUUUUUUCAUUCCUAAAAUAUACAGUGUUUCAUACUUUUUAUUGUAAGCAAUGAUAUAAAUGAUAGAUACAGGAUAUGAUAAACAAUGCUGACCAUCAAUGUUAUCUUUGUAAUGAUGUUUCACUUACUGGACAAUCUACCAUGCACUGGGACUUAUUCAUCUUUCAUUUAAUGCAACAGGACCAUACAUGGCUCCUUUGCAAGACACAUUUAAACCUCUUGAGAAAGUACAGUGCUCAACAAAAUGAUUUGCUUGUUUUGAGUUUUCUUCAGGUUAUCCACGUAAAUGCGGACAGAAAAGAAGAAAAUGCAGAGGCAGGAGUAAGCAGGUUGUUUAUGAUGGGGAAGACAAUUUCUUUUGUGCUUCAGCUGGACUGAGUUUGUGAAGGCUUUCAAAGAAACGAAUGAAAUAUGACUUGAAAUCCAUUUUUGCUUUAUUUGUAGUUUUAAGUUGAAAUUCAAGUUAGAUUUGCUGCAGUAACAUAGAGGCAACUGUAGCUAUUCAAUUUAGCUGCCCUUUUAUUAUAGAAUAAGGUCAAAUUCUAUAUUUAAAUUUGCAUUUGUACCUCCCACGGAAAGCACAUGGGGUUUUUAACGUAAUAAAACCAAAUUCCAAGUCUGAAAUUAAAUUGCAAAGUAUUUCUGUAUUUUAACCGUUGCUU